Molecule: messenger RNA, 2300 nt
Organism: Cyclopterus lumpus (lumpfish)
Lineage: Eukaryota; Metazoa; Chordata; Actinopteri; Perciformes; Cyclopteridae
Product: potassium voltage-gated channel subfamily A member 2
Exons: 2
Coding region: 375-1859 (494 amino acids)
Biological process (GO): potassium ion transmembrane transport; protein homooligomerization
Cellular component (GO): membrane; axon terminus; juxtaparanode region of axon
Molecular function (GO): protein binding; delayed rectifier potassium channel activity
Source: RefSeq, a predicted model, not a curated record
GUUGCCGAUCGCCAUCCCACGACAGCCUACCCGGAGGAAAGGAGUCUGGGAGGGGAAAGCGAGGACACACCCGCACAUACUGUACCCGGUGUACACCGCAAGGAUGCUGCAGACAACAUGAGGUGAAUAUCAUCGACUGCCCCACAUUGGAUUUUUUGGACGUGAUUGUCGCAGCUGGUUAUUCACCUUCCUGGUACCAGGAGCAUCAACUCACAGAUAUGAAAAAGAUGCCUGCAGUCAGAUCCUAGGUGACAUCCUGUGGCCGUCAGGUCUUUACGGUGUCGAGCCCCCUCCCUCUCCUGGCCCCUGCCUGCAGUGCUCCAGGCUGCAGGACCCAGACUCACUGAAAAGUGCAGGCCUCCUCCCCCUGCAGAAUGACUGUCGCCACCUGCGACCCCUCUGACGAGGCGGCUGCACACCCGGGGGACUACGACCCGGAGGCCGACUACGAGUGUUGCGAGCGGGUGGUCAUCAACAUCUCAGGGCUGCGCUUUGAGACUCAACUCAAAACCCUCUCCCAGUUCCCUGAGACUCUGCUGGGGGACCCCAAGAAAAGGAUGCGGUACUUUGACGCGCUGAGGAACGAGUACUUUUUCGACAGGAACAGAACGAGCUUUGACGCCAUAUUGUAUUAUUACCAAUCAGGGGGCCGGCUAAGAAGGCCGGUCAACGUCACCCUUGAUAUUUUCUCAGAGGAGAUUCGGUUCUACGAGCUCGGCGACGAGGCCAUCGAGAUAUUCAGAGAAGACGAGGGUUUCGUCAAGGAGGAGGAGCGGCCUCUUCCAGAUAAUGAGUUUCAGAGACAGGUGUGGCUGCUGUUUGAGUACCCAGAGAGCUCAGGUCCUGCUAGGAUUAUUGCCAUAAUCUCUGUCAUGGUCAUCCUGAUAUCUAUUGUGAGUUUCUGCUUGGAGACCCUCCCCAUUUUCCGCAAUGACGAUGACGAUAUGAUCAUGUCUCAAGUCUAUUCACCUGAGACCAACACCACAAUCAUCACCUAUACAUCCACCUACUUCACUGACCCCUUCUUCAUCCUGGAGACUCUGUGCAUCAUAUGGUUCUCCUUUGAGUUUCUGGUGCGCUUCUUUGCCUGCCCCAGCAAAGCGGGCUUUUUUGGUAAUAUAAUGAACAUAAUUGAUAUUGUUGCAAUCAUCCCUUACUUCAUCACUCUCGGCACAGAGCUCGCAGAAAAGCCAGACGAUGAUGGUCUGGCGGGUCAGCAAGCCAUGUCUUUAGCCAUUCUCAGGGUCAUCCGCUUGGUGCGAGUGUUCAGAAUUUUCAAGCUCUCCCGUCACUCCAAGGGGCUUCAGAUUUUGGGACAGACCCUGAAAGCCAGCAUGAGAGAGCUGGGCCUGCUCAUUUUCUUCCUCUUCAUAGGGGUCAUCCUGUUCUCGAGCGCCGUCUACUUCGCCGAAGCAGACGAGCCCGAGUCGCAGUUCGAAAGCAUCCCGGAUGCGUUCUGGUGGGCGGUGGUGUCCAUGACGACCGUCGGCUAUGGCGACAUGGUCCCAACUACGAUCGGUGGCAAGAUCGUGGGCUCCCUCUGCGCCAUUGCAGGUGUGCUGACCAUUGCCUUGCCCGUGCCUGUCAUCGUGUCCAACUUCAACUACUUCUAUCACCGCGAGACUGAAGGCGAAGAACAGGCGCAGUACCUGCAGGUCAACGUGCCCAAAGCCGAUUCGGCCGAGGAGCUGAAGAAGAGCCGGAGCGGCUCCACCAUCAGUAAAUCGGACUAUAUGGAGAUCGAGGAGGCGGUGAACAACAGCCGCGAGGACAUCCAGGAGGAGAACAUUAAACCGGCCAACUGCACGCUGGCCAACACAAACUAUGUAAACAUCACCAAAAUGCUCACAGACGUGUAGUCUUCUGCUUUUUUUUUUUCUCCCUCCCACGUCACAGCGGGAGAUGUGGAGUUGAGCAACUCGACGGGACAGGCGUACGGGCACGGCCUCCCAUCUCACGUGUGCUGGAAAAGAUGAAGGCAAUAGAAUUCAGGAUGUUGAUGAUGAUAGACAGUGGAAGAAGAAAAAAAAACGGCAAAGACCAUCCGCUUACUCCUCGCUCAUCCUGUCUUCCCCUCUUCACAACUUGCUCUUAAAACUCCUGAUAACUGUCAAGCAGAGGGACAUUUCAAAUUGAGCAUUUCUGCAUGGAGUGGGGUUUUCUUUGUGUGUGUGUGUAUGGCUGUUUUAAAAAAAAAAGAGAAAGAAUAACAAUGCCGAAAAAUGUCCUGCUCACAACAGUAGCCAAUAGUAGUGCACAAAAAAAAAGAAAAGAAUAAGGGAGAAACAAAGGCAAAGGCA